CAGUGCGGCCCGCGGACCUGCAGGCGGUGGCGAGCGCGCGGCUCGUCUCUGCCGCGGUCCGGUGAGGAGCUGCGCCUCGGCGUGCCCGGCUGCCGCCGCAGUGCAGUCGCCGCUUCUGGUCACGCGCGGGAUGCUGCUUCUGGCGUUGGGCGGCCCGUGGGCGGCCGGCCUGCGGCUCGGUGGGAAGAGGACGGCACCGUGGGCAGCCACUGCGCUCCGAGGCCCUAGGGCGGCCGUCUGGCGGGCGGCUUCCUGCAGAGGCUCCUCGGGGCGGGGCGGCGGCGGGGGCGCGGGGCUGUCGGCAGCCGCGACGCUUCUGCCGUGUCGGGUGCGAGCGCAGAUACCUGUUUGUUGGGAAAGAUGUGUUCGAUGUUUACAUACACAACUUGAAAAAUCAGAAGAUGGAAGGCUGAUUUAUACUGGGAAUCUGGCCCGAACAGUAUUUGGUGUGAAAUGUUUUUCUUACUCUACAAGUCUGAUCAGCCUUGCAUUUCUACCGUACAUUUUUGCACAAAAUAAUAUUAUAUUUGGAAGUCUGCCUUUGCAAAUCUUAUUUUAUGGCAUCAUAGGAAGCUUUACAGUGAUCACUCCAGCACUGCUUCACUUGCUUACAAAAGGCUACGUCAUUCGGUUGUACCAUGAGGCCACAACAGACACUUACAAAGCCAUUACUUACAACGUUGUGCUUUUGGAAACAAGUACAGUGUUCCACCAGAAUGACGUGAAGAUUCCAAAUAGCACACAUGUGUUUACCACCUUUUAUGCUAAAACAAAAUCACUGUUAGUUAAUCCAGCACUCUUUCCAAACCCUGAAGACUAUAACCAUCUAAUGGGUUAUGACAAGCCAUUCACUUUUGAUGUGGAAGAAGCCAGUGAAAAGAAACAGCUUAAAGAAGAGAAAUGAGUCUAUCGUUUUUAUGUUUGUGCUUAAAUGUGAUUUAUGUUCCAGUGUAUAAUAAUUGCUUUUACUUUUGAUUUUUGUUAGUGACUGAUUGUUAAAAACAUAAUUUGAAAUUGUAUCACAGAACUUUUAAUUUCCAGAGAAUUAU
This is a messenger RNA of Balaenoptera ricei (Rice's whale), 1049 nucleotides long. RefSeq names its product transmembrane protein 70 (gene TMEM70). Gene Ontology annotation, biological process: mitochondrial proton-transporting ATP synthase complex assembly. Lineage: Eukaryota; Metazoa; Chordata; Mammalia; Artiodactyla; Balaenopteridae. The record is from RefSeq and is a predicted model, not a curated record. The coding region runs from base 131 to 904 and encodes 257 amino acids. Gene Ontology annotation, cellular component: mitochondrial membrane. The transcript has 3 exons.